CCCCGCCCCAUGGCCGCCCCCCAGAGCUGGCUGUACCUGAAGGGCUCGUACCUGCGCUGCACGCGCCACAUGGAGGUGGCCUUCAUGGUGUGCGCCAUCAACCCCUCCAUCGACCCCCACACCGACAGCCUGGAGCUGCUGCAGCUGCAGCAGCGCCUCCUGUGGCUUCUGUACGACAUGGGGCACCUGGAGCGCUACCCCAUGGCGCUGGGCAACUUGGCCGACCUGGAGGAGCUGGAGCCGACGCCGGGCCGGCCGGACCCACUGACGCUGUACCACGAGGGCAUCGCGUCGGCGCGCACGCACUACAACAACGAGCACAUCUACCCAUACAUGUACCUGGCCGGGUACCACUGCCGCAACCGCAACGUCAAGGAAGCGCUGGGGGCCUGGGCCGACACCGCCACCGUCAUCCAGGAGUGAGCAGGGGGGCAAAUGG
Numida meleagris (helmeted guineafowl) is the source of this 439-nucleotide messenger RNA. It is a transcript of the gene MEN1, whose product is annotated as menin 1. Gene Ontology annotation, biological process: regulation of transcription by RNA polymerase II; negative regulation of cell cycle; negative regulation of cell population proliferation. Gene Ontology annotation, cellular component: chromatin; histone methyltransferase complex; nucleus. The record is from RefSeq and is a predicted model, not a curated record. The transcript has 4 exons. The coding region runs from base 10 to 423 and encodes 137 amino acids. Gene Ontology annotation, molecular function: Y-form DNA binding; transcription cis-regulatory region binding; chromatin binding. NCBI's taxonomy places the organism in Eukaryota, Metazoa, Chordata, Aves, Galliformes, Numididae.